Messenger RNA from Sphaeramia orbicularis (orbiculate cardinalfish), 6311 nucleotides. RefSeq names its product G protein-coupled receptor kinase interacting ArfGAP 1 (gene git1). Lineage: Eukaryota; Metazoa; Chordata; Actinopteri; Kurtiformes; Apogonidae. The transcript has 21 exons. The coding region runs from base 313 to 2688 and encodes 791 amino acids. Gene Ontology annotation, molecular function: GTPase activator activity; small GTPase binding. Gene Ontology annotation, cellular component: postsynapse; neuron projection; cytosol. The record is from RefSeq and is a predicted model, not a curated record. Gene Ontology annotation, biological process: brain development; regulation of ARF protein signal transduction; synaptic vesicle recycling.
GAGUCGUUGACAAUGCAGGGAACAGAUUUAUCUAAGAGUCCGGUAUGAGCUCCACAAAGCGCGUAGAGUAGAUCAACUAUGUUCUUAAAACUUGGCCCUACUCUCGGAGUCCACUAAAAACGUGGGCGAAGCGACUGGUGGGAAAAAAAAAACGGGAAAUUCAACUGUCAGCUGGCCGGGAAAGCCGAUCACACCACCCGGCUUCCGGGGAUUCAGGGGCCGCAUCGGCUGACGGCAGACGUCGGUAGCUCGGGGGAGAAAGGGCGAACAACCACAUCAUCGCCAACAUCCACCUCUCGGGCCACUUUCGAGAUGUCAAGAAAGCUGCAAAGGACAGAAGUCUGCGCCGACUGCAGUGCGCCAGACCCGGGCUGGACCAGCAUCAACCGUGGAGUCCUGAUCUGUGAUGAAUGCUGUUCAGUCCAUCGCAGCUUAGGCCGCCAUAUUUCUAUAGUGAAGCACCUGAGACACAGUGGCUGGCCUCCCGCUCUGCUGCAGAUGGUUCAGACCUUGGCCAGUAACGGGGCCAACUCCAUAUGGGAACACAGUCUCCUGGAUCCUGCUCAGGUGCAGAGUGGUCGUAGGAAACCCAACCCCCAGGACAAAGUCCACCCCACUAAGUCAGAGUUCAUCAGAGCCAAAUACCAGAUGCUGGCCUUUGUGCACAAGCUGCCCUGCCGCGAUGAUGAUGGCGUCACUACCAAGGACCUCAGUAAGCAACUUCACUCAAGUGUGCGAACAGGGAGUUUAGAAACGUGUCUCCGGCUUUUGUCCCUUGGUGCCCAGGCCAACUUCUUCCACCCGGAAAAAGGAACCACCCCCCUCCAUGUGGCAGCCAAGGCAGGCCAGAUCUUGCAAGCUGAGCUGCUAGUGGUGUACGGCGCAGACCCCGGAGCGCCUGACAUCAACGGACGCACGCCUAUGGACUAUGCUAGGCAGGCGGGUCAUAUAGAGCUGGCGGAGCGUUUGGUUGAGUGUCAGUAUGAACUGACAGACAGAUUAGCCUUCUACCUGUGUGGCCGGCGUCCAGAUCAUAAGAAUGGACAUUAUAUCAUUCCUCAAAUGGCAGACAGAGCUCGUCCUAAGUGUCCAACACAGAGUCUGGACCUUUCGGAAUUGGCCAAGGCUGCCAAGAAGAAGCUUCAAGCGCUGAACAAUCGGCUGUUUGAGGAGCUUGCAAUGGACGUCUAUGAUGAGGUGGACCGCAGAGAAAAUGACGCAGUGUGGCUCACAACCCAGAACCACAGCACCCUAGUAACAGAACGCAGCGCAGUGCCAUUCUUGCCGGUCAAUCCCGAGUACUCUGCCACACGCAACCAGGGACGCCAGAAACUGGCCCGUUUUAAUGCUCGGGAGUUCGCCACGCUCAUCAUUGACAUCCUUAGUGACGCAAAAAGAAGACAGCAGGGAAAAGGUCUCAGUAGCCCGACUGAUCCACUGGACCUGGGCAUUGACGAUGACCAGCAUGACUAUGACAGUGUAGCCUCUGAUGAAGACUCGGACAGUGAGCUGACUACCCAGAACAACAACAAUACACAACGCAGCAACCGUGCAAAGAGUAUGGAUUCCUCAGACUUGUCAGAUGGGCCCAUCACCUUACAGGAGUACCUGGAGGUGAAGAAAGCCCUGGCCUCAUCUGAAGCCAAGGUUCAGCAGCUGAUGAAGGUCAACAACAACCUCAGUGAGGAGCUCCGGCGGCUUCAGAAGGAGAUCACGCGGAUGCAGACAGAGAACAGUGUACUGCGGGGGGGCCAGCAGGCUGGGGGGGCAGCCGGCCAUGGGGUAGGGGGGCCUGGCGGAGGAGGAGGCGGUGGAGGAGGAGGAGGGGUAGGAGGCCACUGGCCGGGGGGCGUGAUGCGAGGAGGAAUUGUUGGAGGUGGGUUUGGGCAAGGAGUGGACCCCCAGGGCCUCUCAGUGCCGUCCUCUGUUGCCCCACACUCCCAUCCCCACCGGAGGGACCGCCAGGCCUUCUCAAUGUACGAACCAGGGGCGGCCCCCGGCCCCACGGCCCUUGGUCCCCCAGCCCUGGACUCCCUGGCAGCUCGCCUGCAGCCCCUCAACACGCCCAGCGUAAGGAAGGGUGGUACAGGAAGUCCAUCACCGUAUGGAGGCCAGCAUCUGUCAGGAUCUAUAGAAAUGGGCAGAUACAUGGUCCCUAAAGCAGAGAAGCAUGGCAGUGGAACAGACAGCGACUAUGACAACACGCAAACAUACGACGUCUCGCUAAGUAUGGGCCGGAGCAGUGAGGAGGAAGGUCGCGGAGACUCUGAGGAGGGAGGAGGAGGUGGGGACGUAGGGGAGCCAGAUCCCACCUUACCCUGUACAGAGGACGUUAUACUCAAAACCGAGCAGGUGACCAAGAACAUCCAGGAACUGCUAAGGGCUGCACAGGAGUUCAAACAUGACAGCUUCGUUCCAUGUUCUGAAAAGAUCCACUCUGCUGUCACUGAGAUGGCCUCACUCUUUCCCAAACGGCCAGCAUUGGAUGCAGUCCAUUGCUCCCUCCGGCUGUUGGCGUCCAGUGCCUCGAGGUUGCAGGUGGAGUGCCGUAAAGCGGCGCCUUCAGAGCCCGGAGCCCCUGCCGUGGACUACCAGCUCCUCACUCAGCAGGUCAUCCAGUGCGCCUAUGACAUCGCCAAGGCUGCCAAGCAACUGGUUACCAUCACCACUCGUGAGAAAAAACAGUAAAUGCAAAGAUGGAUGGAGAGGGAAGAGGGAAAGAAAAAAAAGGAUCAAUGCAUGGUGGGAAAAAGAGGGAUGGGAAAGGCUUCCAGGAGAGGAAGAAAGAGGGAACAUAUAAUCAUACGACCAGCGGGAGAACGAGGGAGGGGAGUGACAGAGAAUGAAGGGCACAGUGAGGAACGGAAACGGCCUUCAGCGAAAGGUGGAAUAUGCAUGGAAAAUGAAUCAGAUGAUGAUUGUUGAGUCAAAACACUACAGAGGAAUGUUAAACGAGCAGUUCUACACAUGUGGAAGCGAACGUAGAAAAGGACGGAGGAGACGAUCCAACCUGGGAGCUACAGUGAACAGCUGGAACCGGACGGGGAAAGUGAAGCCGUUUUAACUGUGAUACGCAAAGGUCGUUAUGUACAGAAAGGCAGAUCCCGAAAUAUUAUCGCUUUAUUUAUUCUCACGCCACUCGUCAUCCCUCCCUCUCUCCACGUUUGCCCGAACCAGGGAGGGUGGGGUGGGGCGAGUCAGCUACGGGUGAAAACUGAAGACGUAUGGAAGUAGACAGACCGACUGUGAUGUACUCCUCCACGCCACCUCCGUCCCUUCGUCCUGAGAGGAGGAGGAGGAGUAAGGAUGUUACUUUCCUCUCUGGUCCAUUCCUUUGCCACCUCCCCCUCACCCCCCACCCCCGCCUGGAAAUGAGACCCCUCUGUCUCCAAUCCCGUCCCAGACAGGAUGAGCUUGCGGUGCUGAGACGGACCCCCUGGGACCCAUGUAGCUCCACCCUACUCCUACCACACAACCCACCCUCUCAGACACUUCUCUCUGGGUUACCUUUUGCAGGGGGGGCGGGGGGGGGGCUCCCCAGAUUUUUUUCUGACCUGUCACCCCCCCCCCUCCACCCCCCCCUGUCAGUGGUACAAAGCAUGACCUGGCAUGUUUUCAUUUCUUUCCUCUCUGUUUUUUCUUUCUUUUUUCUUUUUAAUAUGCAGAUUGCUUCGGUCUGCACCUCUGAGGACAAACAUUACUGACUUACAAAAAAACAAAACACUUACACUGGAAUAAUUGUGAUUUGUUGUUAUUGUUUAUCCUAUUGCCUAUUGUUUGUUUUUGUAUUGAUAUUUUUACUGACUGUCAUUUUGAUUUAACUGUUUAUGUAUGUUUAUUUCAUGGUCUCAUUUAAUGGAAUAGGGAGACAGAUACUAGGACUUCAGUUAAACAUCUACGUACAGUACACACAUAAACGAACCUGUGAAACGGUCCUCAACAUUUCUAACGCACUCCUAUUCCGGGUGACAGUUGAGGUUAUUUUUUUUUAUUUUAUUUUGUCCUGUGGUCAAAGGGUUGAAUAGUUGCCAAAUGGGAGAGGGUAUUGAUGGGAAUUUGCUUUCAGUUUUGGUUUACUGUCGCACCAAAAGCCCCUUAUUACCAGAUGUGGUUCAGAUAUCCUCAUCUGUCUCUUGAUUUACCUUACUUUUGCCUCAUUUAACAGAGCCAGUGGAAUCAUCUCAGAAUUAAACCCAUGAUCUUUUUUUGUUUUUUUUACUCUGCCAAGUGGGAUACUGCAAGCAAAAGCGCUCUAUUUGGUCUUGUUUAUGAAUGAGAAUUAACCCCCCACCUCAACCACAGACUCGCUUUGUAGAGUUAUUUACAUGAGAGGACAGUGUGUGAGCGCCUGGUGCCAGCGAGUAUUUGCAUGCAUGUCUGGAAAAUGUUCAGUCACGUUAAGUUGGAACAGCGCACCGAUAUGUUACAGUAAAGAAUAAAGCCGACCUGUGGAAAUCGUCAGAUCUACAACGUACAGCACAUACACUUAGAGGUUUGCAUCGUAAAAUGGACUAAUUUAAUUUGUCACCUCAAAUGUGUUUUAUUUAGUUUGCCGCUUUUUUUUUCCCUUAAGCUCGCUUUCUGUUUUUCUCUGUCACCGCCUGCUGACGUGGGUUUCAUUUCUCGCCCUCUGCCUCUGAACGCCACCAGUGGAAGAGAGAGCGACGGGAACAAAGAUGUUUUCCUUAAAAGAAUAGCGCACUUAGCCUGUUUGUAGGUUUUCUUGUCCUGUGCCGAACAAACGCGAUCACACCUGUAACGCAAAAUACAGAUGGGAUGUUGGCAAGUCCUUUCGAGCUGCCUGAAGGAUCACCCCCUUCUAGGUCAGAUUCAGUUUUUCACCCCCUCUUCCAACACUUUAGCGGCUGCUUUCUCAAAGUGUGUGUGGCUUUAACGUUCAAUAAUCAUGCCUACAGAUUUACUCUCCUGAAAACUUCAUCUUCAUCUCCUUCAAAAAGCAGUUAAAUCUCAUGUUUUGCUUGUGUAGCUGCCUUUGGCUAGAAACAGAACACACACUUUGAGAGACAAACCCACUCUUUUUUUUUUUUUUUUUUUUAUAAAUUUUCAUUGUUUGGGAUCUCUUCUGUCAGUGUUUCAGUAGUUGCACAGAUGCCGCUUAAAGGCAGGAGGAGGGAGGGGGUCAGAUUGUAUCACUGUUUGAUUUGUGAAUGCCUUUGCACAUCUUCAUCUCCUGUUCGAUUGAGUUGCAGCGACGUCGCACUGACCGCCUAAAUACUUCCGUACACACUUAACACUCAAGGGGCCAGUAGAAAAGCUCAUCCCUUCAAUCAUGAUCGCCCAAGUUUUUAGAUUAGAGCCAUAUAUAUGAACAUAUAUUUUCAUGCUAUAUUUUAUAUUAAGCUAUAUGUUAGGAUUAUGUUUGGGAGAUAUUUAUGUGUACUUGUGGGCCCAAAUGAGCUUCAGAUCACAGCAUCAAUUUCCCCCUAAGUUUAAAUUAAGCCUCCAAGUCUUGACACCCAGCGUACUUGUAGAUACUUGUGCAUGUGGUUACACUGUGGUAUUUCCUACCUUUGUAAGUCAUAUUUUACAUAGAAGCGAUCCUACUGGAAUCCACAGGAAGCAGAAAGUGAACAACAGACUGAUAUUAACGACAGGAGUAUGGGUUUAAUUGCACUAUUUUCAAACACCAGCUGGGUGACGUGGGAUCUACGUUACGUACUGCACUCAUCCGAAAGGUCUCAGCUCAAGUACAAGAGGUGCAGGAUGCAGGUUUAAUUAGUUACGGGGUAAUAGGGAAGGUCUGAAGCGCACUUGGGCUUAGCACUACAGUCAUCUCAAAAACGGCAGGAGGAGGGUCUCAAAACGCACACGGCCCGGUCCUUCCCUCCGAGUUAGCGGACACUACGUAGGGUGCCUCUAGUGUGAAUGUUCAAACUCCUCUGUCACUUCAUGUCUGACACUUUCUACACCUCCAUUAUGUCCGGAGUUCAGCACAUACUUUUCCAGAGUCAGACACAAUUUCUGAACACUCAACAUGUGGACCAAGCCUUCCACAAAUACAGACAUUUACAUUUGCAGCCAGUGAAGUACACACUCACACACAUAAACACACACACAUACACACUUCAGAUACUCAGCCAUUGGCAGUGCACUGUGGCCUGUACUGUUGCUGUCCCCUUGUUUCUUUGCAGAUCUACACUUUGGGAGAUGGGUGACGGGAGAGUUAUCUUUUAACUGAAGACAUUAAAAACUGUAUAAAGUAGAGAAAACAAUGACUUAAAGAGGUCAAUCGUAAUGUAAACUCAUAAGCUGUACAUUUGUAAUAAAAUAAUAAAACAAGUUAAUUGUCC